ACUAAUUCUAGCGAGCAUUUAAUCAUAACUCCGAAAUGUCCAAGCGCAAGGCAGAAUACGUCGUGGAGGAAGACAAUUAUCUGGACGAUUUGGUGCGCGAUAAACAGAACAAUCAACCCUCCACCAGUAAACAUACGCUUGAUUCCGACGAGGAGGACGACAGCGGUGACGAUGCUCCAUACAAUGUGCUGGAUGAUAAUGAAAUCGUUGGCGAGGAAGACGGUGCAGCACGGAUCGACGGGGAAACAAAAUUUACUCCAUUCAACAUGAAGGAAGAGAUGGAGGAAGGACACUUCGAUGCGGACGGACACUAUCUUUGGAAAAAAACAGCCGAGGUGAAGGAUCACUGGCUGGACAACAUCGAUUGGGUGAAGCUGAAGAACGAUCCCAACUAUAAGGAGCGUCCCGAUAAGGGGGAAGACCGUGGUCUGGCCGAUUCCGAUUCGGAUGAGGAAGAAGCAGAGGCUAGUGUAAAGUUUGACGAUAUCGGUACUUACCAGCAGAUGCUUGAUCUGAUGGAACCCAAAGAAACGGUCAAGCGGGCACUGCAACGGUUGGGUAAAGGUAGCGCAAAGCUGACGACUGCACAACGCUGGAAGCUGAAAAAAGCGGGAAAAUCACCGGAUGAGGCAAGCGCAAAGAUAACGAAGCUAACGGAGCUAUCGAACGAUAUACUUACCAACAACGGUAACAUGGACGUGUACGAAGAAACGUUCGAAAUGAUCCAGAAGAAGGUUUCCGAUGCGGAGAAGAAAAAGGCGGCCACCGCUGAUCCCGGCGACGAGCUCGAUAUGUAUGCGGAUGAUUUCGAUAGUCGCGAAAAGAACAAACUCGGUAGUGCUGAUGGUGGUAAGGAUACAGAUGGGGACAAAACUUCCACUUCCUCCGGGAAGGAAGGAGACAGUAAGGAAAAUACCAAGGACGAUACGGAACAGAAAAGCGGACAGGCCAAAACGCUGAUGUGGGAGUAUAAGGAACAGCAGGACGGGGAAACGGUACACGGCCCUUACACGACGGAACAGAUGCAAAAAUUUGCAGACGAGGGACGGUUCAGUAGUGGUGCGUUUGUGCGGAAGGUCGAUAGUGACGAUGCACGGUUCUAUUCGGCGGCAAGGAUCGAUUUUGACCUGUACCUGUAAUG
Messenger RNA from Anopheles maculipalpis, 1141 nucleotides. RefSeq names its product CD2 antigen cytoplasmic tail-binding protein 2 homolog (gene holn1). Gene Ontology annotation, molecular function: protein binding. Lineage: Eukaryota; Metazoa; Arthropoda; Insecta; Diptera; Culicidae. The transcript has 2 exons. Gene Ontology annotation, cellular component: U5 snRNP. The record is from RefSeq and is a predicted model, not a curated record. The coding region runs from base 36 to 1139 and encodes 367 amino acids.